Molecule: messenger RNA, 1464 nt
Organism: Actinia tenebrosa (Australian red waratah sea anemone)
Lineage: Eukaryota; Metazoa; Cnidaria; Anthozoa; Actiniaria; Actiniidae
Product: polyprenal reductase
Biological process (GO): polyprenol catabolic process; dolichol-linked oligosaccharide biosynthetic process
Cellular component (GO): endoplasmic reticulum
Molecular function (GO): 3-oxo-5-alpha-steroid 4-dehydrogenase activity
Source: RefSeq, a predicted model, not a curated record
AUGGCCAAACUUGAAUUGAUUUUUUGUCCCAAGAAAUAUCCCCUUUUUAAUCCCAAAUUUCUCAAAGUCGCUCAUAAUCUGGUUUCCUUGAGGUUUAUUCAACAUGAGGAUGAAUUUCGAUGUUUUAUUCUGGCUUUGGUUGGCGAUGAAUGGAGGUUGUCUUGUGAUCGUGUUCUUGUAUUUAUUCAAAGAUCACGUUCCAGUUUCUCUGCAUAAUUUCUUCCAGUGGGGCAAAACAGAGACAAACGUAAAGACUUCUUCGUUAUUCAGUCGCCUACUGCAUGUUCCAAACAGUUGGUUCACCCACUUUUACAUAGUUGGAGUAUUAUGGACUACUGGCCUACUUUACUCAGUCAAAAUAUUUUGCAACAAAGAACACGACACGUCAUGGCUAUACUUCUUCAUCUCUCUGAUAACCUCAGGCAGUUCUUAUACCAAUAAUAUAGACUGUUUAUCAGUGGUCAUUGGUCUAGUAUUGCUUCUCAUUCAAGUAUCUCGGAGGUUGUUAGAGUGUGUUUGUAUCAGUGUUUUCACUGGACGAAUUCAUUUGUCUCAUUAUGCUGUUGGCAUUGUCUAUUAUGUUCUUGCUGGAGCAUCAUUGGUUGCACCUUUUAAUAAUAUGGUUUCUGCAGAUUGGUGUAUCUCAUGUGGCAGCAUUCUCCCAAGCCUUCACUGGACACAUGUAGUUGCUGUAACCCUCUUUACAUGGGCUAGUCUACAUCAGUAUAAUUGUCAUGUCAUUUUAGCCCAGCUACGAUCAUCCUCUAGUAACAAAACUAGAAGAGUGUACAGAAUACCAAAUGGGGACUGGUUUGAAUAUGUCUCUAGUCCACACUACUUUGCUGAGAUUUUGAUUUACUUCUCAUUAGUUGUUUUAGAACGAGGACAAAAUGCAUAUUUAUGGUUGAUGCUAGUUUUUGUCAUACAAAACCUUAGUCUUGGAGCAACUGUAACUCAGACCUGGUAUAAUAGCAAGCUCAAGGAAUACCCUAGAAAUAGGUUAAGAAUUAUUCCUUUUAUUUUUUAAAUGGUUUUAGCAUGAAGCUGACUGCUGAAAGAUGGUUGUCAUUGCUUUCAAUCAAAAAUAGUUUGUACCUUUUAGAUUUUUUACUGGCUGUACUGAAAAUCCAAAUUUCAAUGUGCAGCUUGCAACUUCUCAGUUUGCACAAUGUUGAGAACUACUUGUAAAAUAUAAAAUAGAGAUGAUCACACAGGUUGAGAGCAGUUCUCAACUUAUUUAUUAUCGUAUUUAUUCACGAGUUUCCAUGUCAUAUCACAAAYGAGUGAUUCCACGAGCGAUAUGAUAUGGAAAAGUAGUGAAUAAAAAAGAUAUCAGGUUCUUAGAGCGCAAUUAAUUGAUCUGUGAAACACUAAUUACUAAAUAAUACAAAAUCAUGCCAAUUAAACAAUAGAAUUUGCAUGAAAUUGUGCUAUUUAGUAUUACUAAAGUUUCACGGUUAUAUU